AGUGGCUGCGGAAGGUGACGUGGACACGGAAGUGGUCGUCGUCGCGGCGGCACCGGUGGGAGCGAGGCGCGGGGCUCCGAGUGCGGCCAGCGGGCGGACGGGCGGCGGCGGUCUCGCACCGGCUACGGCGGAGAGCGCAGGCACUGUCGGUUGGGUGAGAGUACGCUGAACCGACAAGCGGCUUUUUUAGCUCCUUUCCCUGCCCGUCGGAACCCCGGAGCCGGGGCCCGCUCAGCCGGCGUCACCAUGACCAAGGCCGGUAGCAAGGGCGGGAACCUCCGCGACAAGCUGGACGGCAACGAACUGGACCUGAGCCUCAGCGACUUGAAUGAGGUCCCCGUCAAGGAGCUGGCUGCCCUUCCAAAGGCCACCAUACUGGAUCUGUCUUGCAAUAAACUGAGUACUCUACCGUCGGAUUUCUGUGGCCUCACACACCUGGUGAAGCUAGACCUGAGUAAGAACAAGCUGCAGCAGCUGCCAGCAGACUUUGGCCGUCUGGUAAACCUCCAGCACUUGGAUCUUCUCAAGAACAGGCUGGUCACCCUCCCUGUCAGCUUUGCUCAACUCAAGAACCUGAAGUGGCUAGACCUGAAGGAUAACCCCCUGGAUCCUGUCCUGGCCAAGGUGGCAGGCGACUGCUUGGAUGAGAAGCAGUGUAAGCAGUGUGCAAACAAGGUGUUACAGCACAUGAAGGCCGUGCAGGCGGAUCAGGAGCGAGAGAGGCAGCGGCGGCUGGAAGUGGAACGAGAGGCAGAAAAGAAGCGUGAGGCCAAGCAGCGAGCUAAGGAAGCUCAGGAACGGGAACUGCGGAAGCGGGAGAAGGCAGAAGAGAAGGAGCGUCGGAGAAAGGAGUAUGAUGCCCUCAAAGCAGCCAAGCGGGAGCAGGAGAAGAAACCUAAGAAGGAAACAAAUCAGGCCCCGAAAUCUAAGUCUGGCUCCCGUCCCCGCAAGCCACCUCCCCGGAAGCACACUCGAUCCUGGGCCGUGCUGAAGCUGCUGCUGCCGCUGCUGCUGUUAUGUGUGGCAGGUGGGCUGGUUGCUUGUCGGGUGACAGAGCUACAGCAACAGCCCCUCUGCACCAGUGUGAACACCAUCUAUGACAACGCCGUCCAGGGUCUACGCCGCCAUGAGAUCUUCCAGUGGGUCCUCCAGACCGACUCUCAGCAGUGAGCUUGUCCUCAGUACCUGCUGCCUCCCAGCCUUGGAGCUUGGAUUCCUAUGGAAUUGGGUUCUGCUGGACACAACCUCUUUUUAGCAUCAGACCUACCUGCCACCAUCAAAUGGCUGCUGAUUGGUACUUGAGACCUCCUCUUCGUAGGACUUCUCUGUUCCUUAGUCAGGGUUCCCUGGUGGAAUGAGGAGAAAUGGGAGGUGGGGGGAACAGUUAUCUGCAUGCCUAAAGGAAUAGGCUUGGGGAUGGGGAGAGAGAAAACAUAGCCUUUUCUAGUUGUUAUACAAAGCUGUGUAAAGGCAAGGCUCGUUUCUACUAAAUGGUCAGCUGUUACUACAUUUAUACUUUUGUAUGUCACAAACCCUUUCAUUCCUCCCUGGGUAACCAGGGCAGAUCAGGAGGAAGUGUUACUGGGGACUGGGGGUACACCACACUCAGCAAAUCCAGCGUAAAUUGGGGGGAGGGUAUACCUAUUUUCUGAAGGACUUCAGAAACUUAAACAUUUUAAGAACCACAGAAAAUAUCUGGCUGUCAAAGGGACUUCACGGCCAUCCAGUCCAAUAUAACAUUUGCAGACAGAAAAAUGGAGGCCUUCCAUGACUUGCCUAUAGUCUCCCAGCUAGUUUCAGGCAGAACUAGAUCCCACUCUGAUAUUCUUUCUUUCCUUUACAUCAUUAUGCCACCUUUAUGAUGUCCUGAGAACAGAACUCACACCAGAAUUGAAUAUGUCUCAGCCAAAGUAUAGAAUCUUUCAUGGUAGAUAGACUCAAGACUCACAAGUAGAAAUCUCAUGCCACCAGGGUAAGGCAGCUCCUAUGGAGUCCUGCCUCAACUUAUGUGGCUUCCAUAGAAUGGCAGCAGUCCAGGCACCUUGCCUCAAUUUUAGAGCAUUAAUCCCAUAUUGCCAGUAAGCUGGGAGGUGGAUCUCUGCAAAGCCACAUUGUCUGACAGCUCUGUUAGUACUUGGUGUGACUAAAUACGUCAAAGGCAUCCUGCUUUUGCAGGAUUUGAAGUAUCAGCUGGUUGCUUCACAGACACUGAGGUUCAGAAUUAUUUGAUUCUAGACAAUAACUGAGGGGAGUGAAUGAAGGGAGACAAGUAGUAUCAUGGAGCUGAAAAGCAGUGCAUCAGCACAAGUAAGGGCAGUACUGGCCAUCCUCCUGUCUGCUAGAUUAAGCAUUUCCUUGCUUCCUUUUCCUCAUUUUUUGACAACAGCUGGAUGGAGGGAUCAGACAUGAUUGUGUCUUGGUGCUCAUUCACUGAAAACUCCCAGUUGCAAGCUCCUUGCCUCUCCCUGGAAGGAGCAAGAACCUGUCAUAGUUCAGAGACAAAGAGAGCAGGGUCCAGCCAUUUAGCCCUAGUGGCCCCUUUGGCUAGGCCUGCUGAGUACUCAUGACCGUCCUGAUACUGGAAGAAAGGACUUUGUUAAUCUUCUCCCCCAAGGAUAGUUCUGCUGCCUAUGUCCAUACCUUACUCAGAAAUCACUACACAUUCCUUUAGUCUUCCUCCAAGCUCCAGAGCCAUUGAUAUAAAUGCUUUAUUGAAACUAAAUACAUAAUACAUAAGAUGAGAUUAAGACAAUAUAGAAGUCAGCAUAACCAUCAUACCCUGCUCCUUGGCUGGUUGAGGCAUCUCAGUGGCUGAGCCUAGUCACGACGCCAACCCACAGGCGAUAGUUCACUCAUGACUUCAAGAUUUGAUGAUGAUUCUUUUGGAUUUCUACAAUUAUUAAAUAUAUGUCUGAGUGGUC
Microcebus murinus (gray mouse lemur) is the source of this 2921-nucleotide messenger RNA. It is a transcript of the gene LRRC59, whose product is annotated as leucine rich repeat containing 59. Gene Ontology annotation, molecular function: protein binding. Gene Ontology annotation, cellular component: cytoplasm. The record is from RefSeq and is a predicted model, not a curated record. Lineage: Eukaryota; Metazoa; Chordata; Mammalia; Primates; Cheirogaleidae.